This is a messenger RNA of Moneuplotes crassus, 1815 nucleotides long. The record is from the annotation of a GenBank genome assembly. Lineage: Eukaryota; Ciliophora; Spirotrichea; Euplotida; Euplotidae.
AUGGGUAAUGUACAAUGUUGUUGUGACACAACCAGCCAGGGUUUAGGCAAGAGAAGAAACAAACGGAAUGAGAAAGAAUCGUUUUUAAGAGGAAGCAUGAUGAUUGGCAACAAAGCUAGACUUAAAGUUGAAAAGGAAGAGGAAGAGACUAAAGAUAGCUGUGUUUUAAGUGAAAAGAUGAAUGAUUUGGCAGCUUUUUGUGAGAAAAAUUCUUUAAAGAAGAUUUCUAAGUGUCAAACUUGGAGAAUAAACCGUUAUUAUAAAUUUGGAGAGGCUAUUGAAGUCGGUAGUAAUCAAGAUAUCAGAAAAGCCACUUUCAACUUUGAUAAAUCUACAAAUGUAGUCAUCAAAACGAUCAAGAUUACUGAUAUCAUGAACCAAUUUGAUAAUAUCUGCAACGAAAUAAGCACUAUUAAAAUUUGUGACCAUCCGAAUAUCACCAAGUUAGUUGAUAUCUUUUACGAUUCUCAUAUUGAUAAAAAUGGAAAUAUUCUCGAAAUCAGUAAGGUUUACCUCAUCAUGGAGUAUUUCCCUGGAGUAGACCUUACCGAAUACCUGGGGAAGAAGAGGAAGAUCAAGGAGGAUAAGACAGCUAUUAUUAUCACUCAAAUACUCGAGGCUAUAAAGUACCUUCAUUCAUUAGACAUCUGCUAUCGAGAUUUAAAACUUGACAACAUCUUGAUAGAUCCCUUAACGAUGAAAGUCAAGAUUAUGAACUUUGAAUUCUCCAGGAAAUAUCGAUUUGACCCUCUGGUAGGUCAGGUCGGAUCGCCAUAUUUUAUGGCGCCAGAGAUGGCUAAUGGGAUUUAUAGUAAUGAAUGCGACCUUUGGAGCACCGGAGCUAUCACUUACUGUCUUAUUACAGGAGAGCUCCCUUUUGAGACAAGUUCUUUGGAUGAGCUAAUGAAGCAGGUCAAGAGCACUAAGAGGUAUAAAAUUUCAAAAUAUGACAUUCUCAUUUCAAAAGAUUGUGAGAGCUUUAUUGGUGACCUUAUGACUAGUAAUACGAGACAGAGGCUGACUGCCAGCGAGGCUCUCAGACACCCUUUUAUUGAAAAUUGUUUCGUCAUGGAAAAUGAAUCGACGUCGAUAAGUGAAAACAAAUACCAGACUCAUGUUGAGAUUUUGAAGGUUCUUGUCAAUUCCAAGCCAUGAGAUAUAAUAGAGGAGUGUAUCACUGAAGGAGUUCAAGCAAAACUUUCUCAAGAAACUUGUAAUGAGCUUCGCAAUAUCUUUCUCAAGAUUGAUUAUACCAAGGAGGCAAAGAUUAAGCUUCUUAAGUAUCAUGACUUAUUAAAGGCAAAUCCAGGCAUGGAUUUGCCUUUUGAUCAAUUUUUGUUACAUGGAGUGAAUUCUAGCCCAAACUCACCAAGAAACAUUCUCAAGCUGCUAAAAUAUUUCGAGACUGAAGGGUUAGGAAAUUCCAAAAUGGAUAAAGUGAAGACCUUGCUUGGCAAGAAGAGAUUUGACUGAAAGAUUGACUCUCAAUCUGUAAACAUCACUAAAAUCGAAGUUAAUGAGAAAGGAUCAGAAAGGAACUCUGAACAGCUUUUUAUGAGAAUUCCAACUGCUCUGAAUAGUAUUGAUCAUGAUCAUGGAAACAAGUCCCAGUCAAAAGGUUCGAGAUAUUAUCCAAAAAGAACAGAAUCCUUCUUUACUCCAAUGGAAUCUUUGGUCUCAUCAACCAGUGAAGAUACUUGAUAUGAUAAAAGUAAACCUGGUUGAGGAUCUGUUGUAUGGGAGAAAUGGCUAGACUAAUAGAGAAAUGAUUACUGAUGACCCCAUAAUUUUGGUUAAUAGUUAAUGUAAUUGGUC